Gekko japonicus is the source of this 831-nucleotide messenger RNA. It is a transcript of the gene HMX2, whose product is annotated as H6 family homeobox 2. The record is from RefSeq and is a predicted model, not a curated record. The transcript has 2 exons. Lineage: Eukaryota; Metazoa; Chordata; Lepidosauria; Squamata; Gekkonidae. Gene Ontology annotation, biological process: regulation of transcription by RNA polymerase II. Gene Ontology annotation, cellular component: nucleus. Gene Ontology annotation, molecular function: RNA polymerase II transcription regulatory region sequence-specific DNA binding; DNA-binding transcription factor activity, RNA polymerase II-specific. Bases 1 to 831 code for a protein of 276 amino acids.
AUGAGCAACAAAGACGACCCGAGCAAGUGUUGUCCCGCAGCAGCUCCGAUCUCCAGUUUUACCAUCCAGUCCAUCUUAGGCAGCAGCAGCACCUCGGAAGGAGGCAGGGAGCCCACUUCUAAGCAGGCAGCCUCCGCCUGGCAGAGCAGGAAGCGGAGCCUGUCGGUGUCCUCAGAAGAAGAGGAGCCGGAGGAGAGCUGGAAACACCCCGCUUGCUUCUGCCCCGACUCGCACGGCCCCAAAGAAACGUGCCACAAACACCAGCCUAUCAGUUUCACGUGUCUCAGCAACCCGAAGGGCAGCGGCGCGGCGAUCGGCUCCGAGAGGACGCCGCCUUUUCUCUCUCAGUCCCAGCAAGACCUGAAGGAAGAGAAAGAGAAGCAUUUCCCUCCCAGCUCUCCGACUCCGGGGGACAGACAAAGGGACGGAGCGGACAGGCAGGCCAGCUCGGCCAAAAAGAAGACGCGCACGGUUUUCUCCCGGAGCCAGGUCUACCAGCUGGAGUCCACCUUCGACAUGAAGCGCUACCUGAGCAGCUCCGAGCGGGCCUGCCUGGCCUCCAGUCUGCAACUGACGGAGACCCAGGUGAAAACCUGGUUUCAGAACCGCAGGAACAAAUGGAAACGGCAGCUCUCGGCGGAACUGGAGGCGGCCAACAUGGCCCAUGCCUCAGCCCAGACUUUGGUGGGGAUGCCCCUGGUCUUCAGAGACAAUUCCCUCCUCAGAGUGCCGGUGCCCAGAUCCAUCGCCUUCCCAGCUCCCUUGUACUACCCGGGCAGCAACCUGUCAGCCUUACCGCUUUAUAACCUCUACAACAAGAUCGACUAUUGA